AGUUUGUUUUUUUCUUUGUUUGUCGGCCAUUCCAGUUCUAGCACUCAAAAUAUCGUUGUCCCAAAGUAAUACCUUUCCAACUCCUGUCAUUGUCAUAUUAGAGCUCGUAGGCGAACGAGCACAGGCCCGGAAUAGGCAUUCGGGAUACAGUACCUCUGACUACUUACAAGGUAUCCUUUUUCGACCCCUGAACGCAACAGAUAGACCCCACCUUGCGUGUUAAGAUAACGCUGCUCCUGUGCAGAUUCAAUAUUUUUCAUUUUUGUUAUUAGAAAUUGUGGAGGGACCGACACCGAACUAAUGCGAAAAGAAUGAUCCAAGACCAAGGUUUACUCCCAUAGUUUUCCGCCUGUUUCACUUUUGAAAAGAUAGACCUGAAGAACCUUAUUUCCUUCGAAGGAUAUUCCUGCAAUUGAUUCUUUUCACGCAUAAGCAAAAUGUACGCCUCUGCUUAACAUUUAUUUGUUUGGUACCCUACUACAAGAACCUUAACCUUUGUCAAGUCUUUUCACAACAACUACUGGUGAGUGUGGAGAAUCUCUGUGCAAGCCGGUUGGUCCAGGACAGGAGCGGGGUUGUGAGAACUGGCGCUCUAAUCUCGCUCGGAUACGGUUCGCCCAGUCUUUUAUUGCUCGACUUCCGGCUCCUGGUGACCUUUGCGACAGCUUUAUUGCGGUGAGCAGGCAACAACCGAAACGAGCGAGACUGCGUUCUAGCAGUCGCUGCGGCUGGUGGAGAGCAAGUAAACGGUGAUGGCGUUGUAUGCCGGCAUAGCGUCCCUCGUCGAGGGGACGCAUGAGCCCGAAGAGGAGCAUCGCUGCAGCAUCAAGGAGUUACGCUGUCCGCGCAUCUCGGUGCGGGAGGGACCCGGAAUUGACCAAGUAGAGUACCGUCGUGACGACCCUUUGGGCUUCCUGAAACAGGACCGCAAGCCCGACAAGGCACUCACGCGUGCACGAACAAAGUCUCGAUCGCCCGGGAAGCUACAGGGUACCAAGGCGCAACUGGCCGGCGACGCGAAUGGCGGUCGUGUCUUUGCGGGAAAAAACGACAACGGCAGAAGCGCUACGAGAGCACGGAGCAAAUCCGGCUCCAAAUGCAAAUCGCGACCCGCGGACCGCAAGUCUCCCAAGAAAAGCAAGUCUGGAAAAUCGAAAGCAGCAAAAGAUCCUGCGGGCGCAAUCCGAGGGCAGGCUCGGGAAAAAGCGAAACAGAAUCCAAAAGCUAAGAACCAGGCACUACGGCCACCGGCUUGGGAACCAAACCAGCCGAUCCCGUACACCCAGUUAUUUUAUGCACCGCUUUUCCUCUAACUAUCUUGCAAGUAGUUGAAGGUGAAGAUGAAGUUCAGUGCUAGGUGCCACAAUCAGCAAAUUUAAAUCAACAAUUUCAUAUUCGCAUUUAUUGACGUUGUUCUGUUACAGAACAACGUCAAUAAAUGCUCAGAGCAUCUUUUGUUUUGUGUCUACAUUCAUUUGAAUGAAUAACACCAUACAGAAACAAGCAUGGAAAUGCCGGUGCAGUGCACAAGGGCAAGAACAAGCGACAAAAGGUGACCGACCAACUAGUCCUGGAACAGUACAGCGACAGUGGAGACGAGGAAGUUGAGGACGACGCACUGCUCUACCCAGGCGUUUUGGUUGCUGGCAAAGCAUCUUCAUUGAAGGUCCCGAAGACCGUUGCGCAGCAAAGCAAGGCCGCGCGAGCGGCGGAACAUGGCGGUGCAGCUCCUGCUGCGGGGACGACAACAGACGAGGACAUUGUCAUGGAAAUCUCGGACAUGGACAUGCAGAUGGGUAGUUUUUGCAGCCUGAGCAGCAAGAUGAAUCCUUUCCCCUCCGGAAAUAAAGCUGCCCAAGGCCAGUCUUCGCUGCUUCCUUCGUCGGCGCAGCUGCAUACAGGUUGCGCAGCGUCCAGCUCUACGUGUUCUAACGCCUUGCUCGUGUCCUCUGCCGCCUCAUGUUCCUCGUCGCAGUCAUCCGCGUUUGUUGGUUCCCACAGCUGCGACGCAAACAGAGUCGAUUUUUACGAGUCGGACCAAAACAGCUUACUUCCUUCGUCUGGUUCAUCUGCCAUGUGCAUGUCGGCUCCACCAGUGCCACCGUGCAGCGCACAGGCGUCGUUGCCGAAGGAGGGAGCCGGUGGGAAGCGCUAUGACGGAACGACGGGAGCAUUAUCAUUUUCCUCAAGCUGCUCCUCGUCUGCGUCCUCGAGUAGUUCUAGCUCAUCUUCCGCAUCAUCUUUCUCUGCGUUUAAAAAGAUGAACAAGAAUGCUGGCUUCGACCUUUCGGAGGGCAGCUUCGGCGAACUUGUCCUCGGAGGGCGGCAGCCUCCUCCUCCACCUCGACAAGCAAGUCCACCGGCGCCUGGUCCAUUCUCAUCUUUCGCUACCUCGUCAGCAGGCUCGUCGUCCUGUGCGGAAGAUCAACAUCAAGCCCUGCUCGCGGCGGACGAUAACAUCCAGCACCAAGAGGGCGGCAAUCGUGGUUUCCUUGCAGCAAAGCUAGGCCGGGAGGACGGCAUGGGCGCCCAAGAUGUUGAAGAAGAACUCCAGGACAAGAACCCACAGGUCGUGCGAGCGUUGGGGUUGGGUGCUGGUCCAUUAGACGGAGAAGAAGUCGAUGAUCUGAAGGAUUUUCUGGCGCAGGACGCGCUUACCACCGUCAACUAUCUGGAGACCGCGAUCGACGACCUGAUGCUGAAGGGCGACGGCGCGCGGUACUUCUUCAGUGCGGAGGGAAAGACCGCAGCCAGCCUGUGUCUGCUCCACGUCGUCGAUGACUUGGUUAAGGCCCAGCGAGCAAUGACACUGUUGAACUGGCACAUCCACGCCCUCACCUCGCUCAAGGUAGACAAAAAGUACGUCGAGCAGUGUCGAUGGAAAUUGAAGGAGCACGGCGAAUGGAUUCCUUUUGAAAUCCGAACUUCCGCAGCUCCCGAGGACUCAGGGGACGACGAUAUGCUCGCGGAUUCAUCAUCUUCCUCUUCGAGUAGUGACGCGGAGGGACGAAACGGACGAGCACAAAUGCGAGGGCCGCAGGAAAAGUGGGUCACGCUUGCAGGACUCGACUUCCCUGACGCAGAAGCGAACCGCUUGAAAGAUGCGUACCGCGCGGCGCCCACCGUGCUCAAGGCACUCCAGGUGCCAAACCCAGACGGUCUGCUCAAAUGGCUGGACUACCGGGAAUUUCUCGAAAGGACGGCGUCUCACGUGAAGGCCGACCUGCUGACCCUAAUGCAAGUUUUGCAACCGCACCUGCGCGAGGUGUUCGGUCCGGUGAUCGAGAAGCAGAUGUCUCGGUUGGAUCUGCAGUUCGAAGGAGCAACCUUCUACCACAAGCGGCUGUUUCCCGGUCGACCGGCGUUCAACCCGAUAAACCAAACUUAUGAGACGAUCCCAGUCCCGCACGGGUAUUUUUGUUGUUGGGGUUGUUCUUCCUUGCCUUCUACUAACUUGGAGUAGAUGAAUGUAAAUGCUUUUUAUUGCUCUUUUCUUUUUCAUUUCCAGAUCCAAUUCAUCGGUGUGGCUAUCGCUACCGUUAAGAUUUCUUGUGAUUCACAAUUAAACAAUACAGCUGCUACAUUUUCCAGAAGGCGGGAUGCUGCAUGAUUUGCGGGCGCUCUCGCAACAUUCCAAAACAGCCUAUCUGCGUGCCGGGGCUUCCAGACGGCUGGAUCGUCUGCUGUGACAAGGACAAGGAGAAAUUCCAAUUUCCGGGUCGAGAUGCGUGCUGGGAAAUAGCAGUGGCACUUGGACGAAAAUGCGGCGCUCCAGCCGGGCUUAUGAACAUGAUGCAAAAAAUAUUUUACAGCGGCAAGCAAAUAUACGAGAGACUCCAUACCAAGGCCGUACUUUCUUGCUUCAGAUUUGUGAUAUUUAUGAAAUGAAAAUCGAAUACAAUAAGAUCAAUGAUUGAUGAACAAAAUCAUGAUUGAAUGCACCGGAGCAGAAUCUGUCGCUGGUCUCAUCAGAAUGCAUGCGCAUGGUGCUAAGUAGAAAAGGAUACACAAGUAGUUCUUGUUAUAUUCCUGUCUGUGACCUAUUGAAUAAGUAUGAAUAUUCAAAUUUCAGACCGCCUACAUGUACGACCUGCGCGUGGUGGUGCCCGGCAAGGUGUUCGCGCUGGCUUACGACCCGCAAAGAAAGGCGCCGGACAAUAAAACCCGGAAAAAGGGGCAGCGUACCCUGAAGAUGCCACAGCACGAUGACGGUGGAGUCAGUUCCUCGGCUGCAGCGGGGUCGUCGUCCGCCGGCUCGCCUGACCUCGUGGAUGAACCUUUGCCCGGCCACGAUCCUCUCGUACCGGCAGUUCCGGUCGCGCCGAACGCGGAAGAUAAGAACAUGGAUGAAGAUCAUCAAGAAGAUCAUGAUCAUGUUCAUGCGCAACAAGAAGAGCAGCCCAAAGAUCCAGCUCCUGAAGGGUUCGGCGUUGGGCAGGAGGUGAACAAUGCUGCUGGUGCUGGUGACCAACAGCGCGAACGAAACGACCCUGUAGUAGUUGCUGCAGCUGCAGCGCCCCCCGCGCUUCUUGUGCAGGAUCGUGGUCCUCCGGCCGAGCCGCAAAUUGUUGCCUUCAUCAAGGUCGAAACCCACCUGGACAGCUACGAGGACGGGACCGGUGACAGUCCGGGACUGCAGAACGAGAUCGACAUGAUGCACCGUCUCGCGCUGCCGGCCUCGCACGACCAAAGGAAUGAGACGGAAGCGGAGCUGGAGACCCGCAAGGCCAACUGGCAUUUCGUGUCCUUCUCCAAGUACCAGGACCUUUUUCGGCAGGAAAUCCAGGCGUACGCGAGGGCGGAUAACAAGCUGCUUAUUCUGUUCAUGGACUACGACGGGGUGGACCUCCGCGACCUCUCUGCGGGAAGCAAAGAGGAGUUCCCGGACGCGGACCGUCAACUGGCAGUCCGCCAACUCACCUCGGCUCUGCUGCACCUCCACAGCGACGAGGUGAACAUCAUCCACCUCGAUCUGCACAGUAAAAACACGCUGUGGGACGCGCGGCGGAGGAAGGCCACCAUGAUCGACAUGGAGUUCGCUUUUGACGCCGCGUUCGAGCUCCGCCUCAACCGCGUGCCGGUCAGUUAUCCGAUGCUGUCCCGGGUUCAGGCGGACAACCUGCAGACAGCCAUCCGGAACGGGACGUGGUACGGGUACGACAACGGAGAACUGGUUUUGACUACCGAGGAAGGCAGGGCGCACGACGUGCAGACUUUCCGUUGCGCAGCAGCCGAGAUACUGGGUCUCGUGCGCGCUGAGGGCGCCGACCCGGAGUCCAUCGCUUUUCACGUGCAACAACUUCCGUCCAGUCCCUACUUUCCCGGCGAGGAUUUGACUUUCACCAACUAGGUUGUGACUUUCACCACGGUCCUGUGUUGUUUAACGGUGGAACAAAGUAAUGUGUGUGGGCUUGAUAUGUGGUGUGGAUAAUGUGAACAUCACAUGCACAGGUAAAGGAGGCAUAAGAUUAAGAGUGAGACGUGCUUCGUCUAGAGGCUUGCAUCCUCGUUGCGUGAUUCCUAGUGGUCAAAAAAGUACAUUUUUGAUUUGAUUGCAGAGUUCAGGUUCUUACAGUUACAAGAUUGGCAGUCGCAGUUAUCACUGGAUUUUUGCUCCUUUUCUUUACUUACCUAUCUUAAUCCUUAUUUCUUCUUGGUUUUGCACAGACAGAAUUUGAAUUUUCGCAUCUAUGGUUUCCGGCUUGGCGCAACUUUCGAGAUAUGUUAUUGCAUGAACUUUAGUUUAUUCACAGAAUGAACUUAAGUCUUAUUCACUGAAGAUGUCGCUUUGCUAAGUUUCAUCGCCAGAAAUACCCUUUGUCUACUUCACAUCCGGUUUGAUAAAAAUUUGUUGUAAGUGAUAUUGAGUUUUUCGAUACGAUAAAAUUGAUGAUGAUGCCACUGAUUUUUUUAGAGAAAAUGAAAUGAGAAACUGGAACUUUGUUUUCGGACGAUGGGAUGAGUUUAGUGAAUGUAAAAUGUUAUCUUUCCUGAAGAUGCACAAACGCCAAU
This is a messenger RNA of Amoebophrya sp. A120, 6012 nucleotides long. The record is from the annotation of a GenBank genome assembly. NCBI's taxonomy places the organism in Eukaryota, Dinophyceae, Syndiniales, Amoebophryaceae.